GGGAAGUUGUCAAAACAAGUUCUCCGGUUGGUGAUCUGGUUGGUCCUGCUCCCAACCCUUAAUCCACCACAUACUUGUAUGUACUUCAUCUUUUCACUGUGCAUAUCUUGCUUUCUACUCUUGCUUCCCACAUCUCUCGCCAUGAAUGGUAAUAUGAAUCCAUUUGCUCCUCGUCCACUGGCGCCUUUUGGCAACCAGCAAUUUGGAGGACAGCAGUUUGGAGGCCAGCAAUUUCCAGGUUUUGGUCGCGGGUACUCCAUGGGUUAUCCCCCCAUGCAGUCUGCCACGAUGCCGCCUUCGAUCCGCCCGGCUCCGAUGAGGGUCUAUGAGAGCCAGGUCAUUGAUUUGCGUCAGGACCUUGAAGGUGAAAAUGGUCGCUUCCUUCUUCUCCAUAUGGAUGACACAUCUCGUUUCGAAGUGGUUUCGAUUGCAACGAGUUAUCCAGGGCUAAAGGAAACAAUGAAAAAGGAGAAGGCACGUCCCAUUUUCGUCAAGGCGAAUGAGGACUGGUCGAAAUCAUUGCAGCGCGCAGAAGAUAUUGCCCAGCUCAUUCCCAUGAGUGCUUCAGACGACCAGUGGGGGAAAUUCCUGAUUGGUGUUCGCGCCGUUCAUGAACAGCGCAACUUGCCGAUUGCAGAGUCAGUCGGUGAUUUCCUGUACCGGAAGCGUGCAGAGGAUGAAGCUCGUCGUGCUCGGCUUCGUCAGCAUCCCGGCACUUCGUCCGUUCCCCGCCCUCAUGGUAGCGGUCUUGCCUGGCGCCUUCUCGACGGAGGCGUGGACGCCGAGAUGGUAGACGCUGGAGAGCAGCAGGACGACAGGAUUCUGCCCAAAGAUUACCUUGGAAUGAGGUAUGCCCGCACACGCGAGUCAGAGACAUUGGGUAGAGUGUUUGCCAUAGAGUGCGUUGGAGGCGAGCCGCAAUUCAAGAUUCAUUGGGAUGAUGAUUUGCAGACGCCCCAUGAUCUGAGGGAGAUUUCGUCCAUGUCCUUCCCCGAGGCACCUGAGAGGUUCAACGUGGCCAUGCCGUCUCCCAACCCUCGCCCUCGCCGCCGUGCAAGGGACAACGAGUGCGACCGGGUCGCCGCCGCAAGUGCGUCUGCUGAGUGGGACCGGAUCCUGCCUGAAAGACCGUCAGGGGCAUUGUCGUAGAUGAUCGAACGCACAGCAUGGAUUUUCCUUUUUCAACUCGUUUUCCCUUCCUCGAUUCCCGCUCCCUCCACCCGCUCUUCCUCUCCCAAAUUUUGUUGCGCGCGCGAGGGCACAGCGCACGCUGAUUCCAUCGGAAGGGUGGCUUUUCGAUAUGGCUGCUGCUCGCUGGCAGGUCAACGCAUCUCGCCGCGAAUCCAUAAAACCGCAUUUCGAGCGCCUUGGCCUCAACAUGGAAGGGCGCGCCUGUCUCUCUCGUCCUCCCAACUCUUUUUGUCCUCCUACCUCCUGCUGCUGCUGCUGCGAGUGCAUGCGCGUGCGUUCUUGGAUUGAAG
Prorocentrum cordatum is the source of this 1481-nucleotide messenger RNA. Lineage: Eukaryota; Dinophyceae; Prorocentrales; Prorocentraceae. The record is from the annotation of a GenBank genome assembly.